Boleophthalmus pectinirostris (great blue-spotted mudskipper) is the source of this 3464-nucleotide messenger RNA. RefSeq names its product protein phosphatase 3, regulatory subunit B, alpha a (gene ppp3r1a). The coding region runs from base 230 to 742 and encodes 170 amino acids. NCBI's taxonomy places the organism in Eukaryota, Metazoa, Chordata, Actinopteri, Gobiiformes, Gobiidae. The transcript has 6 exons. The record is from RefSeq and is a predicted model, not a curated record. Gene Ontology annotation, molecular function: calcium ion binding; calcium-dependent protein serine/threonine phosphatase regulator activity.
CCUCCGCUCUGUCCCUCCCCGCGGCUCUCCCUCCCUCUCACUGCAGUCAAAGCUCGAUCCAGGAGAGUGUCAGAGAGGGUCGGGAGCUAGAUCUGAAGCAAAAACCGAGACCUCCAACAGAACAUCGCAUUUUGUCCGAAUAUCUGGCCACUGUUCGGCGGCAUCCACAGCCCCCCUCUGCCCCUCUUUUCCGUUUACAUCGCCUGGAUUUCAUCAUCCGAUCUGCAAAAUGGGAAAUGAAGCCAGUUAUCCCCUGGAGAUGUGCUCGCAUUUCGAUGCUGAUGAGAUUAAGAGGCUAGGGAAGAGGUUUAAGAAACUCGACCUAGAUAACUCAGGCUCUCUCAGCGUGGAGGAGUUCAUGUCACUGCCCGAGCUCCAACAGAACCCGCUGGUGCAGAGGGUCAUCGAUAUCUUUGACACGGACGGGAACGGAGAGGUGGACUUUAAAGAAUUCAUUGAGGGAGUCUCACAGUUUAGUGUUAAAGGGGACAAAGAACAGAAGCUCCGAUUUGCUUUCAGGAUCUACGACAUGGACAAAGAUGGCUACAUCUCCAACGGCGAGCUCUUCCAGGUGCUCAAGAUGAUGGUAGGCAACAACCUGAAGGACACACAGCUCCAGCAGAUCGUGGACAAGACCAUUAUAAACGCAGACAAGGACGGAGACGGCAGGAUAUCCUUUGAAGAAUUCUGUGCAGUGGUGGGAGGUCUCGAUAUACACAAAAAGAUGGUGGUGGAUGUGUGAGCAGCCGUGCUCGCUGCGUCCCUGGCCCUUCCUCCUUGACACUCGCUUUCUCCACCAUCUCUGAAGAUCUGCUCAAGACGUCCGGCAAAAUGCUCUGUGUAACUUAAUGGAAGUAUUCUCUCGUUCUUUCUUUUCUCUGUGAAGCCACUUUUUUUCUUUCAGAAAAACCACAGGCCUCGUGAAGCCAACUUCGAAGUGUUAUUGGACUGUCUAAUCCUCUCAAUAACCCGGUCGUAGCACUUUAAGAGACUGAAGGACAUCCAUGUGUCUGUUGCAGGAGCAUCUGACUUUGGAUGAGGGGGGAGAAAGUGGGGAAAUGGGGGCUCAGUGAAGAGGCUGGUUGGCUUGUUCAUAUUUCAUCCUUUCUUUUUUGUUAAUUGUUAUUUUUGAUAUUUAUUUUUGUUGUCUUUUAUAAAGAAUAAAAAAUAAGUAUAUCUGUGGUUGUCUCGUGAGGGGGAGUGUAUAGUAAAUCAACACUUGACUUACAGUACAACUAGAAAGUAGGGUAUGAAGUGCCAACCAGAACAUAUCCAGAACCAGUCCAAGUAAUUAACCCAUUUUUGCCGCUGACAACACUUCCAACUGUCACCACAUACAAAUCUAAAUUCUUUUUUUUUCUGGCAUUUUUGGUAUUCUGUUUUUACCUGUCUGGAUUAGAACAGCAACGCUUCCAGUCACACUUGGCAAAGCAACACAUGAUAGGUUUCUUUUUGUAAUACGUUUAAUAGUUUUAUUUAUACUUAACAUGUUUAUAUUGUUGGAGAUUAUCCUUGUUUGUCGUUAUGGAUUUAUAGAUAGAUAUGCCAAGAAAAUGUCUUUCCAAAAUGAUUUGUGGCUGCAACUGAUUAUAUGGUUUACUUGUGUUUCAAAGAAUUUUGCAUUUGUGCAUCCACAAGACAAUCUUAAUAGCGCUGCGUUCUUGUUAACUAACUCUUGGCUUGAUGAUUUUUUUUUAAGCUAAAUGCAGGUGCUGGAUGAUGUGGACUUGGCUAGGAACCUAUAAAAUGUGUGAAUAUACACUGUUUGUGCAAGUUUAUAGCAAUUUUAAGAGACUUCUCUGAAGGCAGCGUUUUUUAACCAGUAUGCGUUUGCUUUACAUGAGCCUUUGAAUUCAUACAUCUCUCAGUCCAAAGCAGGAUGGUACACUUUUCUUACGCAGAAAGACCUAAUACUAAAUGUCAACAUGGUCGUGGUUUCACAAAGGAGGUUUAAAAUUUAAUUCUGACAACCCAGUUUUCUGUUUCACUAAACAGGUUUGGAGCAGAGUUAGAAAACCCUGAGUUUAGCAGAGGAGACAAGAUUUUAUCAAUGGAUUCCAGGAAAGAGGAUUCACCAUGACAACGGUAAACCAGAGGAGGCUUUCAUCUUAGGGGGACAGCCAAGUCUUGUGAGUGGAUUGUGCUUUGGACAGAUCAGUCAGGUAUAAAGUAAUGUGGCUCAGCCCAUUCAAUUUAUCAUAUUUUUUUAUAUUUAAAUGUUUUAAUUAAAUUAGUAACAAUUUUAACAAAUCUAAGAUGUUGAGUGCUUUGUAGCUCAUUAAGCUUAAUUAUAACAAAUGUAAACUGUAAAUUAAUACAAGUCAAAUCAUUGAACUUCAGUCAAGCCUUAUUAAUUUGUGAAAUUGGUAUUGGUCCAAUCAGAGCUCUCCUUCAGGAGCAAACUCUGGUUAAACUUAGGGUUAGAGGAAUAAAACCUGCCCUGGACCAGGUUAGGUUCACAGUGAGUUACCAUGAUGACCGACUCAUCAUGAUUUAGGCUAACUGAAACUGAAAACUUUUUUCAGGGUUGACAAAGUCUGACUUUGGAUUAAACCUGCUUCUUGAAACGGGGCCAUGAUCAGUGUGCAGUGGGGUAGACUGUAUAUUUUUAUUUGAUUUUAAAAAAAAAAAUUAUUUUAUUGUGUACAUUUCAAAAGUUGGCUUCUCCCACUUAUAGUGUGUCACAAUCACCUCAUUUUCUCCCCCUACCUCCCACUACGACAAACAGGGAGAAACAAAACAUGAAUUUAACCAAAUUUUGAUUUAGAAGGGAAACUGCUUCCUACUCUAAAUGACUUUGGGAUAGCUUUUUGAGGAUGUUUUCAGUCCAAUAUAUGAAUCUGGAGUGCCCUGUUGUCCCUUAUCCCAAAGCUCUGCACGGCUUGGGCCUCCCUGUGCUUGCAUGACAUGAAAUAUAUUUUUUGUUGUGCAUGUAGAUCAAUUUUUGAAAUAAUCCUCUUGUUUACACAUGAAUGGUGAUGUUAAUAUAUUUAAAAUUAAAUCGUAUACAAUAUGGAUGUUGCCAAACUUUGGUAAAUGUACACAUAUUAUGAGAGGUAAUCCAAAUGAAAUGAACUUCAUGUAACUUUUUGUAUUUUAACAGGGUCAGCGAGAUGCUUCUAUUCCAGUAAAGUUGCAUAUCUGAUCCUGUCUCAAACUGCCACACACUGUACUCAGCUUAAAGGGGAAAUUUGAUGUUUAUUUUUCUUUCUUUUGUAUAUAAGUAUUUGUUAACUGCAGUUCUGGCUCUCUGUAUAGUUCAGACCGCGCUUUAGUUUGUAAGUGCUUUUUUUCUGAGGGACUUGGGAUCUUUAGUUUGUGUGGGGAUAUGAACAAUUUUCAGUUUGAGAACCUUUUAUUUUCCUUUUUCUGCAUGCUGCAUCUUAUGCUGUGGGACUGUUGGAAACUUGAUACUGUAUGAAAAUUAAAAUUUAAAUAAACUUUGAAAUGUUGGAAGUUCAAAA